AUGCGUCGCCUCACCCGUCUCGUCACUGGGACAGCUGCUCGCAACGUUACCACUGGCGAGACGAUUUCAGACAGAUUCGCGUCUGGCGUGGAGCGUGCGUCGGAGGAGUCGCACCCGCUCCUGUAUCAGGUGCCCGUCUUCGCCUCACGCACGGUUGGCCGCGAGGCUGAGGUGCGCACGCUGUGGCAGAACCUUCUUUGUGGCCGCCACUACCAGGUGCUUGCCGGCCUUGACGGUAUCGGCAAGUCCACUAUUGCUGCCGAGUUCUGCGACACGGUGAAACACAGCCAGCGAUUCUCCUGCAUUCAGUGGUUCAACGGGAAGCAUGCGCUUCAGUCUCAACUGCAGCACUUCUUCGCCUCCAUGAAGGGGCGGAAGGAGAAGGACGUGCUUCUGGUCGUGGACGAUGUGGCCUCUCCUGAAGAGGUGCUGGCGCUCAUUCCAGAGCACGCGAGCGUGUACGUGCUGAUGACGACCAGCGCGGCAAAUGUGAUGAGCUCGACGAAAAUAGCGUGUCUCUCUACAUCUGCUCUCUCGCCUCAGGCAAGUCGGCAGUUCUUGUCGGAGCUGACGUUCUCGCAGGAGCUGGAGACGGUGUUUUACAACCUGGGCUACGUUCCGCUGCUGAUGCACAUUGCCUCCUUGCUCAUGAAGGGGGACGUCUGCAGUGCACCACAGCUGGGCCGCCUACUGAUGGAGAAGAGUGUACGGCGUGACGACGCUCUCAGCAUCUCCGCGGCCCUUUCGGUGUUGGUGGAUAUUGGAAUUGCAGAGCUGGAGAAGACGUACCCUAACGCACGCGCGAUGCUGCGCAUCAUCAGCUGCUUUCACGUGAGCGACGUGUCGGACGCUGUGGUGGGGGCCAUCGUUGGCAAUGCGGCUGGUGACUUCUCUGUGACAGCCUCACAGCUCGGGAUUUUGUCGCCCAAGUGGGAGGAGGGAGCAUUUGCACUGCACCCACUCGUUGCAAAGGUGCUGCGCGAACCGCUGGAGGCACACGUCGUGGCGAAGGCGGCGGACGCGCUGUUGAGCUUGUGGCCUCACCGUUGGCGCGGGAUGGGGAACCGCUUCGCCUACAACCUUGUCUGGCACACGUAUACGGUAGCUCAGCACUUUGCAGCUUGCGGGGCCACGUUGAUGCCGGCCAUUGUGACGUCGAUGGACCGCAGCGCCACGUUCCUCGCUCAUGUCGAGGUUCGAGACUUGGCCGUGGCGGCUCAGUUGUGGAUGCAAGUGUACGAGCAGGACGUCUCACGGAAGGAGGCGCCGUCGCCGGACAGUGUGCGUAUGCUGCGGGAGUGCGGCCGCCUACUUCACUUUCUGAAGGACCCACGCGCAGAAGAGGUUUUGCAGCACGCAUGGAAGGACUGCGUAGUGGUGCACGGGAAGAGCUCCGCCGAGUCGGCGCUCAUUCUCGGCUGCCUCGCGCCGUACUUGCCAGCGACUAACGCUAAUCUAUCGCUGGUGGAGGAGGCGGUGGCCGUGUUGGAGGGGCGCCUCGUCUCGGUUGACCUCGUGCUGGCGAGGGAGGAGGUUCGUAUGGUGUGGCAGACCAUCUUCGUGCUGCUCAUGUGCAAGGGGCAGUACAUGACGGAGAUGCACUUGGCGAUUCCGGAAGAUCUCAUGCGCGCUCUCGAGCGGGCGGAUGGUGAGGCGGCGAAGGUGAGGUAA
Messenger RNA from Leishmania braziliensis MHOM/BR/75/M2904, 1671 nucleotides. RefSeq lists its product as hypothetical. Lineage: Eukaryota; Euglenozoa; Kinetoplastea; Trypanosomatida; Trypanosomatidae. Bases 1 to 1671 code for a protein of 556 amino acids. The record is from RefSeq and is a predicted model, not a curated record. The transcript has a single exon.